GCCGCUCGGACCGAACUCGGCUGUCGUCAGCAGACCUGGGUUAAUCAGUGCUCGUUAAGGCUCGUUCUGUGCUCGGUACGGUCCCGCCAUGCGUCCUCUCGUCCUACUCGGUCUGGCCGCGGCUCUGCAGGUCGCCUACGCCGGCAUUGGCUACAACGUGCUUUACCAGUGGUCCGAAAAAAUACACGAGCAGGGACCUAAUGUGUGCGCCGUGGAGGAGGUCUCCGGCACGAAGAAACAGUACUGGACAAACUGCAGGACGUUUUGGAACCGCCAGAUUUGCGAGAGACAGACGAUUAUUCGUUAUGAGUGCUGCACUGGAUACGGGCAGAUUCCCGGAGAAAAGGGCUGCACAACAGAACUUCCUCUGAAGAACAUCCCCGCGACCCUGGAGGAUACCGGAGCAGACACCAUGCUGCUCUACACCACCCGGGCCGGACUCACGGACCAGCUGGAGAACGAGGGAGCCUUCACCGUCUUCGCACCCAGCAACGAGGCUUGGGCCGAGCUGCCGCAGGAAGUUAUUGACGCCCUUGUGUCGAACGUGAACGUGGAGUUGCGUAACGCUCUGCUGUACCACAUGGCGGAGGGCGUGGAGGAGAUCAAGGACUUCUCCAACGACCGGAUGCUGAGGACCCUGUACCGGAACUCCCCCAUGCGCAUCAACAACUACGGAGACAGCAUUUACACCGUGAACUGCGGGCGCAUCCUGCGGCCGAACCAGCGGGCCACUAACGGCAUCGUGCACAUCAUCGACAAGGUGGUCACCCCCACCACUGGUACCAUCGACGACUUCGUCAGCAACAACGACCGCUUCGCUACCCUCAGGACUGCCAUCACAGCCGCCGGCCUGUCGGAGAUGAUCCAGGGAGAGGGUCCCUUCACUCUGUUCGCUCCCACCAACGAAGCCUUCAACAAGAUCCCUCCGGAAACUCUCAACAGGAUCCUGGGAGAUGCCGACUCUCUCGACGCCCUGCUGAAGUACCACAUCCUGGACUCCGGGUUCUGCUCCGCUUUCAUCACCAGGAGGCACAAACUCCGCACCAUGGAGGGGUCAAGGGUCAACGUGUCCUGCGGCCGCGGAGAGGUCGGUGACGAGUUCCGCGUGAACCAGGAAGUGAAGAUCGUGGAGUCUGACAUCGUCACUGAUAACGGCAUCAUCCACGUCAUCGACUCCGUCCUCAUACCAAACGCAGCUAAGAACGUUGCUGAGAUGUCGCAGAGCGUGGCUCCACCAGCGAUUAACGAGUACCUCUCCUCCUCCGGCAUCAUCGACGAGAUGGCCGAGGGCGGGCCAUGGACCAUCCUGGCGCCCACUGACCAGGCCUUCGAAGCCCUGCCUGCGGACGUGCAGAGCAGACUGGCCACCGACACGGCGUUCCAGAAGGAGAUCAUCGGCAGGCACAUCGUGGAGGGGCAGCUCACCGGCCGCAAGCUCAUCCAGGGCCAGGACCUCAGGGCCAUCGACGGGGACACCACCCUGCGUACCUCGCUCUACAGGAAGACCUUCUGCAUCGAUAACGCCUGUGCCUACAAGGGCGACCACGAGGCGAACAACGGAGCCGUGAUCCUGAUCGACAGAGUGCUGAUGCCGGCAGAGGGCAGCCUCUGGGACCUCAUCGACAAGGACGGCAGCUUCAGCACCCUGAAGACGGCCAUCCAGACCGCCGGUCUCGUCGAUGUCUUCAAGAACCCGGCCGUGUUCACCGUCUUCGCUCCGACCAACGAGGCGUUCGAGAACCUCCCCGCGGGCGCGCUGGACGAGCUGCUCGCCAACUCCGAGGACCUGGCCAACCUGCUGCAGUACCACGUCAUCGGCCAGAUGUGGCACCGCAAGGCCAUGCGGCCCAACAUCAAGUACCGGCUGCCGUCCGUACAGGGAGAGAAGCUUGAGCUGGUUCGCGCCAAGGACGAGGAGAGUAACGAGUACGUGGUGACGAUCAACGGCAAGGCGAAGAUCACGCAGGGCGAGACGCUGGCGUCCAACGGGCUGCUGCACGUCAUCGACCAGGUGCUGGUGCCGGGACAGAAGGGCAGGAACGGCGCCGCAGGAGCCGGGGAAGGAGAGGGCAACAACCUGAUCAGUGUGAUUAACGGUGCUGGUGAGACCGUGGAGGGCGGCGCCGGUGGCGAAGGCAGUGUGAGCGUGGGAGGAGGAGGCGGCGGCGAGGGCGGCAGCGUGAUCGUUGGCGGCGGGGAGGGCGCCAGUAACGUGGUGACGGGAGACGGUGGUCCUAGGGUCAUCAAGGUCACCAGCAGAGUCACCCUGCCCGGCUCCGGACCCUCCAUCUGGGACAGUAUCGACCAGGACGCCGACUUCAGUAUCCUGAAGUCCGCGAUCUCCACUGCUCAGCUGGAGGAGAUGUUGGACAGGCCCGGGACCUACACCUUCUUCGCGCCCACAGACCGCGCCUUCAACGCGCUGCCUGAGAACGCACUGCCCAACCUGCUGGCCAACCCGGAACAGCUCUCCGAGAUCCUGGAGUACCACGUGGUUGAAAACGUCCUGAACAGCAAGGCUGUGUCUCCAGGCGUGGCCAUCCCCCUGGCAACCCUGCAGGGCGGCCAGGUGACGGUCCGGAACGUGAACGGCGUGGUGACCGUGAACUCCGCCACCGUCGAGCGCGCCGACCUCAUCAACACCAACGGCAUCAUCCACGUCAUCGACAAGGUCCUCAUCCCCUAGUCCUCUCGCGAGAUCGCGCGAGGUUCUCGCGAGACCCUCCUGGUCAGGUGACGUUCUGACGAGUCACCGACGAGAUUCCGCGAGAAAGAGUCCCUUGUUCCGUGUUAGUAUCUAGCAUAGCGAACCUUGUUAGGUUGUUAUUGUAAUUUCAUACAUACACGUCUUUGCUCAUUGUACGUUUAACGGAUAUAAAAAUGAAUAGGAAUUUGUCUUAAGAGUAUACAAGAAGUAAAGAAUGAUUAAGAUUCGAUUUUUUAAGUGCAACAUUAUACCUGUUAUCUCCGUUGGACCAAAGUAUGAUUAAAUGGUGCUAUAUUGAUAAAAAGAAACAUUCUAUGCCGUCUCUAACAGUUCUAUAUUUUACCGGACUUAAUAAAUAAACAGUUAUUACGAUC
Molecule: messenger RNA, 3081 nt
Organism: Branchiostoma belcheri (Belcher's lancelet)
Lineage: Eukaryota; Metazoa; Chordata; Leptocardii; Amphioxiformes; Branchiostomatidae
Product: transforming growth factor-beta-induced protein ig-h3-like
Exons: 17
Coding region: 89-2686 (865 amino acids)
Biological process (GO): cell adhesion; extracellular matrix organization
Cellular component (GO): extracellular matrix
Molecular function (GO): cell adhesion molecule binding
Source: RefSeq, a predicted model, not a curated record